GUAACUGCGCCGCCGCGUACGGCGCACGCUGUCCGCGGCCCGCCGUUCGGCGCGUGCAUCCCCCCCUCAAUUUCCACCUGGGCGCGAGCUCUCCGCGCACGCGCGCCUUCCCUUCGCCGCGGUCGCUCCUCGCAGAUGCGACCCUGAGAUUCGAAGGGUUCACCACGAGGGCCUCCCAUGCGCGCGCACCAUUCCAGCCUCAUCCGCACGAGCUACGCAGCAGCCUAUGCUUCUCACAAGCCGUGCGGCGCGCUCCACACGGCGCCUGCGCCAGAUCACAGGCAGCUCGGCGGCGCGCCGCUCGGGGUCGGGGCGCGCAGCGCGGGCGGGGAGCGCGUUGGGUGGAUGCUCGGCGCGGGCCUCCGGCCUGACGCGCCCGCGCUCGCGGCGGCGGUCAGGUCGGCCUCGGCGCUCCCUAACGGCGGCGGCGGGGGCGCCCUCGGGAGAUGCCUCCACGGGUUCGCAGUGAAGGCCGGGCGUGUGGCAGGGAGCGCCGCGGUGGCGAAGGCGGUCAUGGACAUGUACGGUCGGUCCGGGGCCCUCUCGGACGCCCGCCUGGUGUUCGACGAAAUCUCGCGCCCCGACGCGGUGUGCUGGAACAUCCUCAUCACCGCGUCCUCGCGUGCUGGGCUCUUCGACGACACGCUUGGGUUGUUCCGGUUGAUGCUUGCGAGUGGCGCGGGUGAGAGCAUGCCGACCGCGGUGACCGUGGCAGUAAUCGUUCCGGUAUGCGUGAAGUUGAGGCAUUUGCUGGCUGGCAGGAGCAUCCACGGCUAUGUCAUCAAGACUGGGCUGGAAUCAGAUACACUGUGUGGAAAUGCAUUGGUUUCGAUGUAUGCAAAAUGUGGUGGCAGCAGAGCAAUGGGUGAUGUACAUAGAGCAUUUUCUUCGAUUCCUUGUAAGGAUAUUAUUUCAUGGAAUUCAAUCAUCGCAGGGCACAUCGAGAGUGGGUUGUUUGAAGAAGCACUUGCACUGUUUGGUCAGAUGAUCUCACGAGAAUUCACUCCAAAUUAUUCAACAGUAGCAAACAUUCUUCCUGUAUGUUCAUUCACAGAGUACGGGAGGUACUAUGGGAAAGAAGUGCAUGGUUUUGUUGUUCGGCAUGGUUUGGAAAUGGAUAUAUCUGUUUGUAAUGCACUGAUGACUCAUUAUUCCAAAGUGUUUGAAAUGAAGGUUGUGGAGUUAAUAUUUACAAGUAUGGAUGUGAGGGAUAUUGUUACAUGGAACACCAUUAUUGCAGGAUAUGUGAUGAAUGGGUACCACUGCAGGGCAUUAGACCUGUUUCAGGGGCUUCUGUCUGCAGGAAUUGCUCCAGAUUCUGUUUCUUUUAUCACUCUGCUCACUGCUUGUGCUCAAGUAGGUGAUGUCAAAGCAGGGAUGAGGGUUCACGGUUACAUCUUUCGAAGGCCAGUACUUCUUCAAGAAACAUCCUUAAUGAAUGCUCUUGUCACUUUUUAUAGCCAGUGCGACAGGUUUGAUGAUUCUUUCCGUGCUUUCACUGAUAUUCUUAACAAAGACGCAAUAUCAUGGAAUGCAAUUCUUUCUGCUUGUGCUAACAGCGAACAACAUAUCGAGGAGUUCUUUACACUGUUGAGUGAAAUGUGCCGUGAGCUAAAUCAGUGGGAUUUGAUCACAGUCUUGAAUGUUAUACGCGUGAGUACCUUCUGUGGUAUUAAGAUGGUUCGUGAAGCUCAUGGAUAUUCCUUGCGAGUCGGUUAUACAGGUGAAACUUCAGUUGCAAAUGCUAUUCUGGAUGCUUAUGCGAAGUGUGGCUACCCACAAGUCGCAAGCAUACUUUUCAGAGACCUUUCAGUGCGGAACAUUGUAACGGACAAUACAAUGAUUUCCUGCUACCUGAAAAAUAACUGUGUAGAGGAUGCUGAGGUGAUCUUCAACCAUAUGGCUGAGAAAGAUCUGACUUCGUGGAAUCUGAUGAUCCAGUUGUAUGCACAGAAUGAUAUGAAUGAUCAAGCUUUCAGUCUGUUUUAUCACUUGCAAUCUGAAGGACUAAAACCUGAUAUUGUCAGCAUUACAAGUAUUCUUGAGGCUUGCAUCCAUUUGUGUUCUGUACAAUUUGUGAGACAAUGCCAUGCUUACAUGCUCAGAGCAUCCCUAGAAGAUAUCCAUCUUGAAGGAGCUCUUCUUGAUGCAUACUCAAAGUGCGGAAGCAUAACCAAUGCAUACAACAUCUUUCAAGUCAGCCCAAAGAAGGACCUUGUCACAUUCACUGCCAUGAUAGGAUGUUAUGCGAUGCAUGGAAUGGCAGAAGAGGCAGUUCAGCUGUUCUCUAAAAUGCUUACACUUAACAUUAAGCCAGACCAUGUAGUUCUGACCGCACUGCUGUCAGCAUGCAGUCAUGCCGGGCUGGUUGAUGCAGGUAUCAAGAUUUUCAAGUCCAUCAGAGAUAUUCACAGAGUUGAACUGACAGCAGAACACUAUGCGUGCAUGGUUGACCUUCUUUCCCGUUGCGGACGUCUCCAAGAUGCAUAUAGGUUCGCCUUGGAUAUGCCCCCACACGCAGUCAAUGCCAAUGCAUGGGGCUCCCUGUUAGGGGCGUGCAAGGUCCACAGGGAGGUUGAAAUUGGCCAACUCGCAGCUGAUCACUUAUUCUCAAUGGAGGCUGGAGACAUUGGGAACUACGUCAUUAUGUCAAACAUCUAUGCUGCUGAUGAGAAAUGGCAUGGUGUCGAGCAUGUCAGGAAACUGAUGAAGUCCAAGGAUAUGAAGAAACCUGCAGGAUGCAGCUGGAUUGAGGUUGAGAAGACCAGACAUUUGUUCAUAGCCAGUGAUAUUAAGCACCAAGAUAGGUCUUAUAUCUACGAUAUGUUAGGAAGUUUGUAUCAACAGAUCAAAGAUACACAGGCACAAAAUAUGACAAUAAUGCAAUCGAUCUGACCACGAUUUGCUGAAAUUACAAGUGGAGUUUUAUUUAUCAAAGAUGUGCUCGGUAGCUUGCCUGACUCUGAUUGCAGGACUUCCACUUCCUGCAUGCAAAUCAAUGAAGACUCUGCAUUUAUCUUGCUGAGGUAUACAGUAGCUUAAGCAUGUAAUUUGGAUGCUUUCUAUGCAUUCUCGUUUGUUUCCUGACUGCCGGUGCAAUUGAUCUGUGGCUGAACCUCAUAUUUUGUAGGCAUUAAUGAUUAUUUCAUUGUUCGUACAGUUGUAGUAACUCUCCUAUUGGCAGAGGUGAGAAUGAGGAUUUACAAUUUGUUUAAGGAGGUUUGGUCGCUCAGAAGGCAAAUAAGUAACUUGUUGUCUUCUGUCAAGGAACAGUAUGCAUCUUCGUGUCCUAACAGAUGGCAAUUGCAUCCCUUGCCAUCUGCAUUCCAGCUCCUUUUGGUUUUCUACAAAUCCAGAGCAGGUUGAUCUUACUUUGUUUUGAGCAUUGACAAGUACCUUGAUGCGAAGGAGCAGACCAUAUACGACAAAUAAGGUUCUAAAAUGGAAUUUCAAGGUAAAAGAGCUCCUUAAAAAAAGAUGUGGGAUGCAAUGAUUGAGAAAGUGAAGAAAGAGAUAUAUCUAUGGGAAGGGAAUGAACAAAGUGAGGAAUCUAAUUUGUUCUCAGCUAUUUAUAAGAUAUUGAUUGAUAGAUGGACAAAAGACAAUAAACCACUCCAUUGUUUGGCUCAUUCUCUUAAUCCAAGAUAUUAUAGCAAAAUUUGGCUUGAUGGAGGUGUUGGUCGUGUACCCCCACACAAGGACAUUGAGGUAUCAAAAAUAAGGAUGGAUUGCUUCAAGAAGUUCUUUCCCAUACAAGAAGAAUUAACAAAAGUGAAACAAGAAUACACAAGAUUCUCAACUUGUUUCGAAGAAUUCAAUGAUCAUGAUUCAAUUCGUAAUAGAUGGCUUUGUGAUCCAAUGACUUGGUGGUCAAAUCAUGGACAAUAUGUUCCUCUAUUACAGAGUUUGGCCAUUAGAUUGAUUAGCCAACCAGCCUCAUCUUGUUGUGAGAGGCAUUGGAGUACUUAUAGCUUCAUCCAUAGUGUCAAAAGAAAUGUUUUAACUCCAGAGCGUGUUGAAGAUUUGGUCCAUGUGCACUCAAAUCUGAGACAUCUCUCUAGAAGAAUAGAUGCAUACAAGAAAGGAGAAUCAAGGAUGUGGGAUGUGGGAGGAGAUUAUUUUGACUCUCUUAGUGGUUUAGGGAUUCUUGAAGUGGCUAACCUUUCCCUUAUUGAACAUGUGUCUUUUGGAGAUGUGGAGGUUGAUAUUCAGAAGAAUGAAGUUGAAGCCAAUGAGGAUGAAGAAGCCUAGUUGGACGGGUGGAGGAUGAACUUGGAGUUGCAGUCUGCCCAGCCUAUUAUCUCCUUCAUGAAUUAUCAUUUCCUAAAUUUGAAACCGUUAUGUUAUUGUGAUGUAAUAGAACUUUAAGUAGAACCUGAACUCUAUGGCUUAUUGUUGUGAUUUGUGAACUGCUAUGUGCUAUGUCAAUCCCAAUAUAUUGUGCUAUGUUGUGAACUCCAA
Molecule: messenger RNA, 4461 nt
Organism: Phragmites australis (common reed)
Lineage: Eukaryota; Viridiplantae; Streptophyta; Magnoliopsida; Poales; Poaceae
Product: putative pentatricopeptide repeat-containing protein At5g08490
Exons: 3
Coding region: 178-2895 (905 amino acids)
Biological process (GO): RNA modification
Molecular function (GO): protein binding; RNA binding
Source: RefSeq, a predicted model, not a curated record